Humulus lupulus (European hop) is the source of this 2695-nucleotide messenger RNA. RefSeq lists its product as uncharacterized. Lineage: Eukaryota; Viridiplantae; Streptophyta; Magnoliopsida; Rosales; Cannabaceae. The transcript has 6 exons. The coding region runs from base 329 to 2053 and encodes 574 amino acids. The record is from RefSeq and is a predicted model, not a curated record.
AAGUGAUUGUUGGAGAGCGAAAGAGAAAUAGAGAGAGAAAUAGAGAGAGAGAGAGAGGGGGAAGUGAUUUUGAAGUCCCAGAAAUACAGGCUGAGAAAUCGCCAUUUUCCUUCUUUCCUUCUUUCCUUCUUUCUUGUCUGUAAAUCCACUCACUCACUCCCAACACAGCUCCCAACUCUCUCUCUCUCUCUAUCUUCGACCUACUUGACUCACAGCUUUCCUUUCUCUCUCGAUCGAUUUCAUAUGGAAAUGCACCCAUUGCUUCUCACAGAUCCAAAAUGUGUGCUUUUGUAAUGUAAUCUGAAUCGCGGCCCAAAUUUGAUUACAGAUGGGAUCCGGCGGUAGCAAAGCCUCUGCGCCUUCUUCUUUGUCGUCGUCUUCCUCUGGUGUUCGAAGGGUUCGAUCUAAAGCGCACAGAGUAUUACAAUCCUCCUGUCUCGGUAACUCGUCGCGAUCUCACGACAGCGACAAUGACGAUCAGGUUUGUGAUAAUCAGGACAAAGAAAAUGGUUCUACAAACCUUAAUGGGUGUGGGAUUGAGUCGACCCAAUCCAAAAUUGAGUGUUACAGAAAGGUUAAGGUUGGGCAGUCUGAUGAAAUACCUUGUAUAUCUUCAAAUGCUAAUACUCCUGCUGCUUCCACAAACGGUAGUAGCUCCGCCCCAGUAUCUUCUACUACCCAAUCUUUGAACCCAUCAAGUCGUUUUCUUUCUCGUUUUAGUUUCAUUCCUGGUAAUAUAAGCUUCAGACUAAGCAGGGCCAACAGUUUAGGAUCAUCCAGGUCUUGCCCGAUUUCCUCGACGAGUCUUGGAUUGAUGAACAAUGAAGAGGACACUCAUCUACCUAGGGGUCCUCCCAGUGUUGUUGUUGUUGAUACAGAUCAAAAUCAGCGAGGUACUGCUAUGCUUCCCAUGUCACUGAUGAAUAGAGCUCCUGCACUUUGUUGUCAAGACACUUCAAGUAGUUUACAUUUGAAUACUCAACCUGGUUUUUCUGACAACCCGGGAGAUGACCGGACAACUUCUUUUACCCAAGAUAAUGCUAUGAAUACUAGUAGUAGUGGUUCAAGAGUGGGGGUUGAUUUGAACUUGUGCUCGCCUAGAAAUCAUUCUGAAAUGGAUAGUGUUGGAGCAAGACUUUCUGAUAGACACGGUGUAGCUCGAGAGCCUAUUGAGAGAAAUGUUCGUUUCAGCAGAACUCUAAGUGUUGGAAGACUUCGCGAUAGAGUUCUUCGUCGAUCAUCGUUAUCUGAUUUAUCUUUUUGUCCUGUACAACAAGUAGGAGAAGAGAGAGAUACCAAUUUGGGUAGCGGUACUCGGGCUUGGGGCGAUCAAAAUAGGACAUUGGCAUCUGAAAGUACUUCUGUAGUCUCCCCAAAUGCCUCUGGUUAUCCUUCAUCCAGUGUGUCGAGCUCAUUGUUCAGCAUCCAAGAUUAUGAGGUGGAAACAUCCCGGGCAAGAGAAGCCAGGUAUCGUGAUCUUUUGGAGCAUAGAUCAAAUUUCCUUGAAAGGAGGAGAAGAAUACGAUCACAGGUCCGUGCUCUUCAGCGAUUGGGGAGUCGUUUUGAAAACCUUUCUGGACAUGAGAGGUCAUGUAUCAUAUCUGGUCAACAUAGAACCGGACGAUGUACAUGUCGGACUAGUAACCGGGAUCAACAUCUAAAUGAUGACACUAGUGCCAGGGCUAGCAUAUCCAGAAUUGUCAUGUUGGCUGAGGCAUUGUUUGAGGUUCUGGAUGAAAUUCACCAGCAAUCUGUGGUUUUGUCGUCCCGACCUUCUGUAUCUUCAAUUGGAUCUGUUCCUGCACCUUCUGAAGUUGUGGAAUCUUUGCCUGUGAAGUUGUACACCAAGUUGCAUAAACACCAAAACGAGGAAGUUGCUCAAUGUUACAUAUGCCUUGUGGAGUAUGAGGAAGGUGAUAGAAUGCGGAUAUUGCCUUGUCAACAUGAGUUUCACAAAACAUGUGUUGACAAAUGGCUAAAGGAGAUACACAGGGUAUGUCCGCUUUGCCGAGGGGAUAUAUGCAGAUCUGGUUCAUUACCUGCAGAGAACUAAGAUGGGACCAAGGCAGUCUCUUUUUUUUGCAUAUGAUGCUCUAGAAGUUCAGUCCGUUUCUUCUAGUGUUAUCCUCACUUCUUUCUUUCUUGCCUUGAUUUAUUGGUAGAAAUGGACUGAACUUCUUGAAAGUUGAUUGAGAGAGAGCUUUUGCAAGUUAUGAUGAAGGAGAUAGUGUGAAUAUGAUGAGCCCCCCAAAAAAUAGUACUAUUUUGUAUCAUUGAUUAAAUAGCCAGGCCAUUAUUUUUUCAUUUAGAAAAAAAGAAAAUCCUUUGUGGCAUAGCAUUGUUAACACUUGGCCUUUUUGUAAAGUGAAGAGGAAGACUCCCCUUAAUAGAAAGGUGUUGACCAUCGAAAGUUGAAGCAGCUGAGCCAAUAAUUACCAAUCAUUCAUCUGGGAAGAUUUCAAGUGUAUGAAAAAGCAAUUUGGUUCUUUUUUUUUCUUGGCUCGAGGCCAUUUGUGUAUGGUUUCUAAAAAGUUUUCAUUGGGACCUUAGUUUAGCGGAAAGAAGGCUUUUUUGUAUAUUUGUAUUUUGUCUCUGAAAUACAAUGGCCGCAUUCCCAAGCCCAACCACGAGAUCGUACCAUGCUCUCCUUGUUUGCUACCAACCAAUAUAAUAAGAGAUAAUGCCUUCAAGAUAA